ACACUUUCUGCCAACUGGGAGAAAAAUCAUUAUUUGAGGAUCUCUGAAGAUAUUCUGACCAAAGCAGCACAACACGGAGGAUUCUGCUGGAAAGGGCACAGCAUGCACACAGACGAGCCGCUGAGAGACGUCAGUCCCCGACAGGUGAAGGUGAUUCAUUUCUCUAGUGGAGAGACUCUGACUGAGGAAGACUGUGAGGAAGAGGAGGCACAACAUCAGCUUCAUCAAGCGCCCAGUGUUUCUGACCCGGGAACCUGGACAUGGAAGGAUUAUUCUCGGUUUUGGGGAACACAGAUUUUGAGAAAGUCCUUGACAUUUUGUGAUUUUCUUGGAGAGAAAAUGGCUGGUUUGCUGGGUCUAAACGCUGCCAAAUAUCAGUAUGCUGUUGACCAGUAUCAAAGAGAACAUAAGGUAGCAAUUUGUGAUUUUCUUGGAGAGAAAAUGGCUGGUUUGCUGGGUCUAAACGCUGCCAAAUAUCAGUAUGCUGUUGACCAGUAUCAAAGAGAACAUAAGAAUGAAACAGAAGGAGAAGUGUUAAUAGAAGAAGAGGAGAUAAUUAACCUGUCAAAAAUAGCAAGCAAACAGUAUGGAGCCACAAAUGUGCAGGACCCGACACAACAAACCCUGGAAGAAACGCUACGAUAUAAAGGGGAGCAGAACCAAGGAUCAAGGAUCCAAGAUCUAAAAAAAAAGUGA
Messenger RNA from Sinocyclocheilus grahami, 696 nucleotides. RefSeq names its product protein FAM177A1. NCBI's taxonomy places the organism in Eukaryota, Metazoa, Chordata, Actinopteri, Cypriniformes, Cyprinidae. The record is from RefSeq and is a predicted model, not a curated record. Bases 103 to 696 code for a protein of 197 amino acids. The transcript has 6 exons.